This is a messenger RNA of Actinia tenebrosa (Australian red waratah sea anemone), 1318 nucleotides long. RefSeq lists its product as uncharacterized. The record is from RefSeq and is a predicted model, not a curated record. NCBI's taxonomy places the organism in Eukaryota, Metazoa, Cnidaria, Anthozoa, Actiniaria, Actiniidae.
GAAAGAAAUUCAAAGUUUGAUAACCUACGAAGCUAAYAGCAAACAAGGUUAAAGAAGAAAUAUUUUUAAAAGAGGGAAACCACAAUGCAGCUGGCUUCGAUGAUGUGUAUUGGACUCAUAGUAACAGCAUUAAUAAUGGCGAUGAUAACAGCCGCACCAACUCCCAACUGUGGUAUAAUCCAUCUUAGACCACGGCAACUAAUGGACAAGUUCACUAGUGCAAACUGGCUCGUGGUAGACCGAAGUCAUGGUGAAGGGAUUGCCAGAACACGAAGACUAACGAGAAGCAUUAGUGAAAAUGUCGUCCAUAAUGGCAAGUGUUCUUGGAAGUACACGUUAGACGAUAACGCGUCUAGGAUUCCUAGAUUCAUCCCUAGAGCAGAAUUAACCUGUAGCAACUGUUCUCAUUUCUGUAAGGCGAGUUUCUGGGAACACCACGUACUCGUGAAGGACUGUAAACGUCUGAGGUCUGUCCGACAAAAGGUAGAUGUCUGGAAAACAUCUACUGUUUCGUUACCCAACUCCUUCGUCUUCGACCCUUGAUGGAACCCAACAUCAAGUCUACGAUACACGACAUAGCUUUUUAUAAGUAAAUAUUAACAUAUUUAUAUUACUAUAUUUAGUGGCCAUAAUGUUCAAUAUUUAUAAUCUAAUUUUUUUAAACAAAAGUUUGAUACAUAGUACGCUGGAUGUGUUUGUGAGACAGCAAGACACCAUGGUACAUACGUCACGACAGUCACAGGUUGGUGACCAUGCGACGUCACGCAAUUAAACGUCACGAAUGAUUUACUGCGUUACAUUGUGUAAUCUGUAGUGCUCAUUAUCAUGGUGUACUGUCACAUCCAUCAUUUAUAUAGGAAACUGACCCUGACACACGUAGGAUAUGAUCAAUGUGGCCUACUUGGGCCUAUCAUAACAAGGAACAACUUUGCACAAGGUUGAGUUGCUCAAUGAGGCAGAUAACUAGGUGAUACUGCAGCACUUGAAUAUCAAUCAAUCAAUCAAUCAAUAGGUUAUUCAAUCACAUAUAAAGCUUAUAAAGCUCGUUCAAAAUACGUAAUCGAGCCUGGAAAACGUUAACCGAAGAUGCUUUGAAAACCAUUUGAAUCCUAAAAUUGUAGAUUAGAUUUGAUUCACUAAGUGAUCGGUGACUGUUAGCUCAAAGAGCUCGACAAUACGUUACCUCAUAAUGAAGUAUAGUACUUCUAUUUAUCUGCUGAUUAACGAGCAGUAUCUAUUAAUGAAUAUCGAUUAUAGAUAAAUAAUAUGCAAGUAUACACCUGUAACAUUGAUACAUUUAGUAUCAAAAUAUAUAGUU